AUGAAAUUGUUCACCAUCUUCUUGCCCCUGGUUUUAGUGGGAACCGCCGCUGGCUUUGCCUCUGGCCCGUUCUCCAAGAAGGCUUCUCCGUCACCAGAGGUAUCAAUUGAAAGUAUGCCUGGUAUCGUGGCGCCCACUGGAUUCUUUGAUCCACUCCGCUUCGCUGAAAGGGCCCCGUCGAACACGCUUAAGCGCUACCGCGAGUGUGAACUAACGCAUGGCCGCGUUGCUAUGUUGGCAACGGUGGGUUUCCUCGCCGGCGAAGCGGUUCAAAAUACGAACUUUCUAUGGAACGCCCAAGUUUCGGGGCCUGCUAUAACGCAUAUUCCACAGAUUCCAGCAACUUUUUGGGUCUUGCUCACCCUGUUUAUCGGUGUGGCCGAAUUGUCACGUGCGCAAACUGCCAUGGUUCCCCCUAGUGACAUUCCCGUGGGUAAGGCUGGCCGAAUGCGUGAAGAUUACAAUCCUGGGGACAUUGGAUUCGACCCUCUCAAUUUAAUGCCCGAAAGUUCCGAGGAGUUCUAUAGGUUGCAGACUAAAGAACUACAGAAUGGGCGUUUGGCCAUGCUGGGUGCUGCAGGUUUCUUGGCUCAAGAAGCAGUUAAUGGGAAGGGUAUUUUGGAGAAUUUGUUUGGCUAG
Messenger RNA from Phaeodactylum tricornutum CCAP 1055/1, 639 nucleotides. It is a transcript of the gene Lhcx4, whose product is annotated as protein fucoxanthin chlorophyll a/c protein. Gene Ontology annotation, biological process: response to light stimulus; photosynthesis, light harvesting in photosystem I. The record is from RefSeq and is a predicted model, not a curated record. The transcript is spliced from 2 exons. Gene Ontology annotation, cellular component: membrane. Bases 1 to 639 code for a protein of 212 amino acids. Lineage: Eukaryota; Bacillariophyta; Bacillariophyceae; Surirellales; Neidiaceae.